Molecule: messenger RNA, 525 nt
Organism: Cuscuta campestris
Lineage: Eukaryota; Viridiplantae; Streptophyta; Magnoliopsida; Solanales; Convolvulaceae
Source: the annotation of a GenBank genome assembly
AUCCACACGGGCCUCCCCGCGAAGACGACCCAUUUGGUGCAUGGUAUUUAUUUACAUUAAUUUAGAUUAUCGAGGUUAUAACUUUUUUCUCUUAUUUUAUUCAAGUUCAUAUACAUUUAUUAUUAUUCAGAUGGAGACAGACCAAGAUGUACAGUGCCUCUGCUAGGCAAAAUGUACGCUACUUUAGGAAUCAACUUGACUCCUUGCAGUUCCGAAACGUUGUUUGGCAACCGUACGAUAUUGAUAACUUGCCUGCUUAUUGUUGUCGUACUCCUCAACUAUGGACUUUCCAAGGCUAUGUUAUUUAUCGAACUGUAGUCGAUGUUGUCUAUGCAUCCGAACUGCCAAACCUUAAUGCCAUGCCUGAAGAGACCCUGCGCUUUAAGUAUGCAUUUUGGGCAUUCGCCGCGGCAAUACAUGGAUUAUGUUAAGGAAUGUAGUAGAGUUUGUUGUUAACGGGCUCAUUCUUGUUGGGCUCGUAAUUUGGUCUUGGUCUUGUAGCUAUUAUAAAUAGCGGAUUUAUGU